Molecule: messenger RNA, 692 nt
Organism: Aptenodytes forsteri (emperor penguin)
Lineage: Eukaryota; Metazoa; Chordata; Aves; Sphenisciformes; Spheniscidae
Gene: BBLN
Product: chromosome unknown C9orf16 homolog
Exons: 1
Coding region: 22-312 (96 amino acids)
Source: RefSeq, a predicted model, not a curated record
GGCAGAUAAGGCACAGCCAAAAUGCUGUGGGCAUGUUUUGCAAGAGCUCUCGCUGCCUUCACGGACUGCAGUGACAAUAUACUUACAUUGUUCAGUCUCUCAUGUCCCUUCCUUUUAGAAUAUGCAGCAAUAAACUCCAUGCUGGACCAGAUCAACUCCUGCUUGGAUCACCUGGAGGAGAAGAACGAUUAUCUACACGCCUGCUUGAAAGAACUGCUGGAGUCCAACCGCCAGACCCGCCUAGAGUUCCAGCAGCAGAGCGAGCAGCAGAACAUGGAAGCUGAUGUGCAGGGAUCACAGCCUCCUGUCUAGUAUGCUGGCCACAAACUCUCAGUUGGUAUCACUAAGGGGACAUUUACUGGUCACCGAUUUAAUGUAAAACUUGAGUAGAAGAGGUACCUCGUGCCUGUUACUUGUUCCUUCCUGUGGUUGUGUCCUGCCAUUCACCUACAUGUUCUGUUUUUCUUUAGCUGUGUGAUAGGUGCAAAAGCACACAGAUGGAUGUAGGAGAGUUGGUUCUUUUCGCUCCCCAACAUGAGCCUGGCACUGACACUUGGUUAAAGCUGGUUGUAGGAAACCUGAUGCCAUGCAGGUUGUUCGCAAGCAGGCCCUCUUCACAAAGAGAAAAAAUGAUCUCUGCUCUUUUGCGCUGCUAAAUCCAAGCAAGAGUGUUAUGGCUCUAGCCUCUUCCC